AUGAUUGAAUUCUAUCGAGCGAGUUUGGCCGAGAACGUGGAACGGUGUGAAGCCAGGCGGUCUGAGCUCACAAGACAGGUUCAGGAUUUGCUUCGAGAGAUGGAGGUUGUUGAGAAUCUGGGCUUCGAGGUGGCUGGAGGGUCCAAAGAGACUGGCAUCGAGAAGCUUCGAGAAAGUUUUCUUGGUCGUGGUCAAGACAUCGUUGAUGAGGAGCUGCUUCGUCAGGUGCAAAAGGAAGCCCCGCUGGAUCUUCUGAGGUUGCAUCGUUCAAAAAGCGGGAGCUUUGGUUCGGGCAGUAAUCCCGCAUCUCCUGGAAGGCACUGCACAUAG
Molecule: messenger RNA, 330 nt
Organism: Cladocopium goreaui
Lineage: Eukaryota; Dinophyceae; Suessiales; Symbiodiniaceae
Source: the annotation of a GenBank genome assembly